CGGACCAAGUGGAUUUAAGUGUAUUCAAGUGGAUUAAGGGAUUGAAGGACAAGUGUUUACCGGUGUUUAUGAAACCAGGAAUGGCUUCUCUCCAGGAUGAAUCUGAUAUGAUAAAAAAGACAGCUGUGGUCUUAGAAGAGGAAUUUGUUUUGAGAGGGAAAGAAACAGAUGAAGUGUUCUUGCCAACUCUACACAUUGAUCCAGGUCCAGAGCUGCGUCGAGAAAUCUUUUUUACCAAAAAAAUGACACCAGACGAUAUUAAAGAGAUGUUGAAGAAAACCUUCCCUAUUCUUGCUGACACUGAAAGAUUUUAUUGUGCAAAAGCGGUAUUUUUGAAAGAAAAACUGUACUCCCAGGAAGAGCGCCAAAAAAAACUGGACUUCUGUGGAGAGCGCCGUAUUUGGAGUGGAAAAGUCCUAAACAAAGAGAUAAGGAAAAACAGUUUAUUGUACAUCUGCUGUGAGGUCAGAGCCAUUCCUGUAUUUAGUCACUAGAGAUAUCUUCUAUCUCUGCCAUUUUGAGGUUCUACCAGGGCCAGUUUCCUCUCCUUUAAAGAGAGGCUGCUGACUGAUCAAUCACGGGCUAAGUAUUAU
Molecule: messenger RNA, 593 nt
Organism: Stylophora pistillata
Lineage: Eukaryota; Metazoa; Cnidaria; Anthozoa; Scleractinia; Pocilloporidae
Molecular function (GO): glycosyltransferase activity
Source: RefSeq, a predicted model, not a curated record